AUGAAGGAAACUAUUGGCACUAAUGCAAACUCUAGUCACUCUGAUAAGGAACUAUUGGUACGCAAGGAGCGAUGGAUACCUUAUCUAAUCUAUCCGCGCACUCACCCAUCUAGACUUCAAAUGAUCGCUGGUUUCGGUAUUCCCGUUGAAGAUCUGUAUGUCGAAAAUGUACUGACCGGCUACGUUUUGAAGGCCCAAUACUAUUUGCCAAGUACUGCUAAGCAACUACGCACCAAAAACUUGCACUCGAUAACAGAGCCUCGGCAGGAGCACUAUGGAAGUAACGCUUCUUUCUUUGAGCAAAUGCUGGCGAAAAGCGAAAGUGAGCUUGACUUACCAGAGAUGAAGCCGGAUAUAAAUAUGAACUCCUUGAGCAGGUAUCGCUGGGCUGCCUAUAAGGGCUUUGAGGCUUUAGGUUUGCGCAUGAAGCUUAAUGGACGCGAGUGUGUACUUAAGAGUAUCUGUGAGAGCGCCAUGACCCCAUUUGAUGAGCGAAACGGGUUGCUCGGCGAGCUCUUGCAUAUCUUGUUGACUCCUUCCAGCUCAAAGGAUGCCCUAUCAGUGCACACGGAUAACGAUUAUCUUCACGCAGAGCAAUUGGGCCACAAGGGCGCCGACUGUGACCAGGUCUAUUCCCGUUGCCCAAAGUCGUUGCUUCAACAUUUCAGCGAUGUCCAUGCCUGGGGCAGUGACAUUUUGAAAAUGUUGGGUGGAUAG
Molecule: messenger RNA, 717 nt
Organism: Scaptodrosophila lebanonensis
Lineage: Eukaryota; Metazoa; Arthropoda; Insecta; Diptera; Drosophilidae
Exons: 4
Coding region: 1-717 (238 amino acids)
Source: RefSeq, a predicted model, not a curated record